Diabrotica virgifera virgifera (western corn rootworm) is the source of this 693-nucleotide messenger RNA. RefSeq names its product repetitive organellar protein-like. The record is from RefSeq and is a predicted model, not a curated record. The transcript is spliced from 2 exons. The coding region runs from base 1 to 693 and encodes 230 amino acids. Lineage: Eukaryota; Metazoa; Arthropoda; Insecta; Coleoptera; Chrysomelidae.
AUGGAGGUAAGUCCAAAUAUUUACUCAAAUCUUCCGCUGUUUGAUAAUUCUGAUAUUGAUAUUGAUCAAAAUAAUGAAAAUUUAACGUGCAAUGCCUUAAACGGCGUUUCUAAAACACCUAAGGCCAUAGCGGAAAAGAAAAAACAGAACAACAUGGAACCAGAACACGAAUCAGAAAUAGUAGAGAAAAAUAAAACUAAAAACAAAAAUAAGAAGGCAGCAAAACGUCAAAGGCCGAAUGAGUGCCAGGAAGAUGAAGAUUCAGUGGCUGAAAUGAAAAAGCAACUAAAAGAAAAGGACGAAGAAAUUAAAAAUCUCAGAAACCAAAUGCAUCAAUUGAAUGAAAAAAUCAAUGGACUACAAAAUACAAUAAUAAACUCUCAAGAAAAAGUAAUCGAAACUAUAGAUAAAAGAUUCGACGAACUUAAAAACGAAAACCAGACAACCGAUAUACAAAUAAAUGAAAAAAAAUCGAUGACAGCAAUCCCAAAGAAAAAAAUUGAAGAUACUAAUAAUAACAUCGCAAAUACAAAAAAUUUACCCAUAACACCCACAACAAAAACAAAUGAAGAUUUCCCUUCCCUGCCAAAAAAGGUCGGAAAAGACAACAGCGUGCCAUCAACAUCUAAGGUAAGCAGCACUGAUGAUGAAAUUGUCAUUCCGAAGACGUACUGUGAUGUAUCCGGAUACUGA